Molecule: messenger RNA, 726 nt
Organism: Xylaria bambusicola
Lineage: Eukaryota; Fungi; Ascomycota; Sordariomycetes; Xylariales; Xylariaceae
Product: glutathione S-transferase
Exons: 4
Coding region: 1-726 (241 amino acids)
Source: RefSeq, a predicted model, not a curated record
AUGGGCGCUGAAGUGGUACAGGGAGAUCCUGUCUAUGAUGGCCGCAUCAUCAUCUACAUAAUCAAAGCGGAUCAAACAAACUAUAUCAACUACAUCAAGCCGCUCAUUCUGGCGGAGGAGCUCGAAUGCCCUUACAUAGUCUCCAUCAUUGAUACCAAAGACGAAUGGUACUAUCGGGUGCAUCCCGAGAGAUACGCCCCUGCCUUGAGAGAUGAAGACCCAGACUCCAAGAAGGAGAUUAUAGUGUUUGAGAGCACGGCUUGCCUUCAGUAUCUCGCUGAUCGGGCUGAUCCAACCGGUGCAUGGAACGGCAGGAAUGCAUGGGAGAAGGCUGCGAUUCUGUCCUGGACUGCUUACCAGACAGCUGGUCUCGGAGCCACGGCCGAGUACUGGCUAUACUUCCUCAAAGGCUACCCUAAUAGAAAGAAUCCCGAACUACUGCCUAAAACGACCAAAAAACUCCACGAGAAUGUGCUGAAGCAGUGGGACAUCCUGGGGAGCAGACUGUCCGUCGCAGGCCAAGACUACGUUGCUUUACAAGACCAGCCUACAAUCGCCGACAUAUCGUACUUACCGUUCGCGAUACCUUGGAUGUUCGGUUUCUUUAAUGUAAAAAUCGAGGACUGGCCUCACAUUAAAAAUUGGAGUGAUCGCAUGUUGGCGCGCCGGGCAGUGCAGAGAAUCCUGAAGAAGGGGCCGAUGUAUGGGCACGAGUUUGACACUUGA